AUGGCAAAUGAAUGUGGAAAAGGGGACUCGAUGUUCACUCCGGUUCAUGAACCAUCUUGCGAUGACUUAUUCGGGAGGUAUAAUGAUCUAGCGUCAUUUUUGAAAUCCAGGCUCGAUACGACAAACAGAUCGUACCGUUUCAACAGAAAUACAUCGUAUCGUGCUGAAAGUACUUUUAGCCAGUCUGUCUUCAAAUUUGAUGAAGAUUUUGAUGAAAAUGGAAAAAAAAUCAGUAAAUCAAUGUUUGUUGGCUCUGAAAGAAACAACAAAAAUGGAGUUCAAACUUCAAAUUCGUCAAAGUUUACAGGUUGUUCGAAACUGAACCAAACAGGUUUAAAUGGGCAAUUUCUAGGCAAACUUGAUAAAACCAGUAUUCAAGUAAAAUUUCAAAGGGCGACACCAAACAAAACUUUCGUGAAUGCAGAGGAAUCGAGUAUGAAGAAGAAGAAACGUUACUUUCCGACGCUAUGGCCUGAUGAUUCAGAAAAUACUCUCCAAUCAUUUGCAGACGAGACCUUCGACGAGAGAGCUGACAUGUUGGCAACAAGUUUUCACAAGAAUCGGUCAUUUUUUGAGAAACUUAUCGAUGACGAUGAUGCAACAGACGCAAUGAAUAAUACUUUGGAACAAGCUGGUGAAAAUGAAAAAAUUAACGAAGGAAGACUUCAAAAAGAUUCAGGCGCAGUGCCAAGAAAAAGCAAGAUUCCAAUGUUAUCAGCAACCAUUAGAUCCAAACUUUAUGAAAAAUAUCGGAUGGAUGCUUAUGAAAUAGGGAGAGGGAGAAAGAGCAAAAACAAAUACAUUUAG
Molecule: messenger RNA, 807 nt
Organism: Helobdella robusta
Lineage: Eukaryota; Metazoa; Annelida; Clitellata; Rhynchobdellida; Glossiphoniidae
Exons: 1
Coding region: 1-807 (268 amino acids)
Source: RefSeq, a predicted model, not a curated record